AUGGGCAAACUUUGCUCCAAACCGGGAAGCCCACCCGAGGGCGGCCCCCCGGGGUACCUGUUCGUGGUCUCGACGAGCCACAUGGACUGGGACUGGCGUGGGACGUUUGAGCAAUACUACAGCGUAGGAAUCCCCAAUGGCAUUCAAGGGCCGAACUGCCCGGUGCACCGGAUCCUGUACGAUGCCAUCGGCCUGAUGCAGACGAGCGACUACCAGUACCACCUGGCCGAGAUGGCGUGGCUGAGGCGGUACCUGAGCGACCACCCAGACCAGCUCUCGAUUCUAGCGUCCCUCAAGGACAAGUUCUUCCUGCUGGGCGGGGGCUUCGUGUCGCCCGACAGCCUGGUGAGCAACGGAGAGGCCUUCAUCCGGAACUACCUAUACGGGCGCAAGUACGUGCGGUCCAUCGGCCUGGGCGAGCAGCUGGUGGAUGUGUGCUGGAUCCCGGACGACUUUGGGCACGACCCGCAGCUGCCCGUGGUAGUCGACGCCAUGGGCCUACGGGCGGCGUGCUUCUGGCGCGUGCCGGGCAACGAGCCGACCCAGCCGUCAGCUUACAACCCCGUCAGCCCACCGCCGCUACCACGCGACAACAUGAAGACACAGCUGGCCAAUGCCGGCGUCACAUUCGCGUGGCAGGCCGCCGAUGGGUCCACCAUCGUCGGCCAUCAGAUGUACUGCGGCUACGGCGUCGUCGGGAACCAGUCUUCGGCCGACAACACGUUUCCGGCCACCGUCGCCGCAACCUUGAGCAAAUUUGUCUUGCUGGGAGAAAACGGCACCUUCAAGCCGGCUACGGUCGAUAAUCAGCUGCAGAUCAUGGUGCCGUGCGGGGGCGACUUCUCGUGGCCGUCGAGCGCCUUCUGGAAGGGCGUCGCCCAGUACGGCGCCAAACCGCAGGACGGCAUCGAGCUGUUCAGGGGGCUGGGCGGAUUCAUCGACACGGUGGUGCAGAACAGAUCCGCGCUCGGCGUGCCGCAGCAGAUCGACCCAUCCAUGUUCUGGACGGGCUACUUCUCGUCGCGCGUGCAGCUCAAGAUCGACCAGCAGCGCACCGUCAACCGGCUGACCGACGCCGAGGGCCUCCUCACCCUCCUGUGCGCGCUGAGCAACGUGUCGCCCGCCGUGCUGACGGCCGUUGGCCAGCAGCUGGACGCGUGCUGGCAGAGCGUGGCCAUCUCGACCCAUCACGACUUCGUCACGGGCACGUCGCCUGACCAGACGUACUACCUCGAGCAGCUGCCGCUCAGCAGCCUGGCGGUGCGCCAAAGCGCCGACAUCCUCUCCCAUGCCGUGUCCCUACUCGGCAACGUGGUCAAGCCCCGUACCAAAGUCGACGCCGAGUUGCCGUUCGUCGCCUUCAACCCCUGCGGGUUCCGGCGCGAGGCGGGCGGCAUGGUGGUCGUCUCCCGCCAGUACGUCGACCAGCAGAAGAAUUACACCUACCGCUGGUCGGGCGGCGGCACGGGCGACGCGCAGUGGCUCGCCGACGGGGACCUCGAAGUGGCCUCGCCCACCGUGGGCAGCCUGGGCUACGCCACAGUGUACCUGGAGCCAACCGCCCAGCGAAAGCCCUCCCGGCCAACAAUCACGAGUGCACCCGAGAGCGACGACACAUCGGCUCCCCCCACCGUGUUGGUUUUCGAGAACAGCACCGUGUCCGUGACGAUCAGCAGCGCUGCGGCAUGGAGCGUCACGUCCAUCAUCGACAAGGUCACCAGCAGGGAACUAGUAGCACCCAAGGGCUACGGUAACCAGCUGCAGGUGUACAGAGAAGACCAGGGGGGCUUCGGUUCGGGCAACCUGUACCAGAUGGGCAGCGAAUUCUACCCUCAGUCGACUACGCAACAGGGCUUUUCUCUCUCCGGCAACGACGCGUUCGCAGCCGUCGGCGGAUACGAGGUCGCCAACGAUUCGGGCACGCACCUGCAGCGCUUCCGCGGGACGAUCCAGAGCGCGCGCACGAAGCUGACGCUGACGGUUGAGUACUCCCUAUACAAAGAGGAGCGCGCGCUGCGCGUCCGCGUGACGGGGUCCGCGGCCGGGACACCCUCCUCGGCCCAAGAAUGUCUCUCAGUGGUGACCACGUGGGCGCUCGUCUCGCCCGAGGGCACGCCGCCGGCGAGCAUGAGCUACGGCACGGCCAAUCACUGGACGUCGUUCAACCCGUCGCGCGACAUUACCUACUGGUCGGGGCCGACGUUUCGCGCAACGCACAACUACGUCAACCUCAUGACCAGCGGCGCGCAGGCGGCCGACUGCGGCUCCAUCUACCACGAGGCGGCGCGGGCGUGGGCGCUCUCUCCCGGCAGCGGAGGCGCCGGCGCCGUCGCCGUCCAGGGGAUCCUCUUCCGAAACGCGCCGGCAGGGGGCCGCGGCGCGUCCGGCAGCGAUAUCGACUCGCACACCCAAGACUUUGCGUUCCGGUUACCCGACGCCGACGACGCCAAGAGCGGCGUCAACGCCCACAGCAAAUCCCUUCGGGAAUCCAUGGCGCUACAGAAGCCGUUCUGUGUCGCGCCCGUCGCCGCGACCGGCACGCUGAACUACCUCGCGACGCUGGGCGACAUGUACGACUCGCUGGCGUCCGUAUCGCCCGACACGGCCAUGAUCCGCGUGGCACGGCUUCAGGGCAGUUCGGGGAUCAUUGACGACGAGAUUCAGGCGGGGCCGACGACGGGCCCGUGUCCGUUCAGUUUCGUGCUGCGGCUGUACCAGCCGACCAACGACGUGGGCAAGACGUAUACCGUGCAGAUCCCGUUCCUACCCAUCAACGGCGACCCCAACAACCCCCUCCUGUCGACCAACAACCAGAAGCCUGACGAGCUGCCGUAUAACAAGGCUGUUCUGGUCCCCGGCGUGAAGUUGGUGACUGCCCUUGAAGAGCCACUGCCAGCCUCGAGCACCCAGCCGCAGCCGACGUAUGACGGCAACGGGAACGUGACAGUAACCCAGAUGCCCACGCUGGCCACGUUGGUAGUGCAGAGCGUCGGGACCACGGUGUUACCGACUCAGUGA
Molecule: messenger RNA, 3018 nt
Organism: Lasiosphaeria miniovina
Lineage: Eukaryota; Fungi; Ascomycota; Sordariomycetes; Sordariales; Lasiosphaeriaceae
Product: glycosyl hydrolases family 38 N-terminal domain-containing protein
Exons: 1
Coding region: 1-3018 (1005 amino acids)
Biological process (GO): oligosaccharide catabolic process; mannose metabolic process
Molecular function (GO): alpha-mannosidase activity
Source: RefSeq, a predicted model, not a curated record